This is a messenger RNA of Heterostelium album PN500, 1227 nucleotides long. RefSeq lists its product as uncharacterized. Lineage: Eukaryota; Evosea; Eumycetozoa; Acytosteliales; Acytosteliaceae. The coding region runs from base 1 to 1227 and encodes 408 amino acids. The record is from RefSeq and is a predicted model, not a curated record. The transcript has a single exon.
AUGACAAUAGAAGCAGAAGAAAUAUUAUUCUUUAAAAUAUUUAGAUUCAAACCCAUUCAAAGAUUGAUAUUCAAUGAGAUACCAGAGAUUCACAGAUCGUUAGGUACUGAAGGUAUAUCAUGGGAAAAGUUAUAUUGUCAUCCUCUCAUCAUGUAUGAACACAAAUAUUUCGAUAGGAUGAAAGAUGUUGUGUCGAGAUUACCUCUGAAUGAAAUUUGCUCGGUUGGGUAUUCAUUUAUGAAACUAUGGCCAUCGGUUAUUUUCGAUGGACACUAUGAAUUGGCUGAUUACAUUUACUCCUACAUAAGUCGAAGAGUCUAUGACCAGUGGAUGAAGGAAGAUAUCCGUCGGAUCUAUUAUGAAACGUUCGAGGAGGUUGUAAAACGAAAUAGGAUCGAUCAUAUCAAGGCGAUGGAUAGAGAUUAUAAGUUGGCUACUCAGUCUCAUCGUAAUAAGAAAUACACUUUGAGUCAACCUGUCAAAUCAAUUAUCAUCGUUGCAAAGCAUGGUUUCGUUGAAGGUUUCGAUUAUUUUCUCACGAAAUACGAGUAUGACGACAUCACAUUCGCUAUGAUCAUAGCAUUGGAAAACAAUCACCACGGUGUUAUUCAGUGGGUAUGUCAGAAUAGACCGAAAACGAGAAAAUGGAAGCUGAAUUGCAUUCUUCCUAGAGCGGUUGUUUCUGGGAAUAUUGAAAUGAUUAGAUCUCUUUUGGAACAUGGAAAACAAGAAUAUCCAUAUAGUGUUGAUAUCAUUAGAUGCAAUGACAUAGAGAUCUACAAACUACUUUAUUUGCAUCGAGUAAGCGAGUUUAAAGCUGAAAUCUUAGAGGUUAUUUUAAGGGAUGUUAGUUUGCCUCUCAUAGAGUUCAUGUAUGAGAAUAGAUCUGACAAAUCAGUAGAUCCUUUUCAAUUCUAUCGAGCAAACCUAUUCUAUAUUCUAAUUGAACAAGACUCUUUCGAUAAGUUACAAUUCUUCAUCAAAGUACGAGAGAGUGUAUGUUAUUAUUCAUUGAUUAUCAAUGCAAUAAGGUUCAAGAGAAGUAAGAUGCUACGUUUUAUAAUCACUUCAAGAAACAACGAAAAUAGAAAAAGAUAUCGAAAUAUCAAAACAGCAGAACGUCUUCGAAACAGUGCAAUCUCUUCACUCCAACAAUAUAGAAGAUGUAGAAUCUAUACCCAAGAGUUAUCAAAUGACAUUCUAAAUGUUGAAAUAAAUAAUAAAUAA